AUGGAACCAAAAACCACUCUAUUGAAAAAUGCAGUAGAGAAAGGUGACCUCAAAACCGUGAGGACGUUAUUACAAAAAAAUAGAGAUUUAAUAAAAGAACCACUUUUAUUACAUAUCAUAUUAUCUCUUCAUUCAUAUGAAGUAAUUGAUUUGUGUCAUGCAGUUAUAACAGCAGGAUGUAUUUGUGGAGCAAAAAAUGAAAAAGGAGAAACCCCGUUACAUUUAGCAGCACGAACCAAUAAUUUAAUUUUAGUUGAGAUGAUAGUUGAAAAUUCAAUGAGAAAAGAAAAUAAAAAUAUUCCAGAAAAUGCUAGUAUUAAUAUAAAUGCAAUUGAUAAUGAAGGUAAAACACCACUUCAUGUAGCAGCAGCAACAACAUGUGCAGAACCAAGUGUAGUAAAAUAUCUUAUUCAAAAUGGAGCAUCUAUUGUUUCUAUUGAUAAUAAUGGAAUGACUCCAUACGAUUACGCAGAAAAAUUAAAACACUUUGCAAAAGCACAACUAUUAAAUAUUGAAGAGGAACCAGAAACUGAUGAAACACAUACGUAUGAUGCAUUUAAUUUUGAAGUAUCAUAUCCUGAUCAAUCACCACGUAAAGAAAGACAUUCAGAUAAUGUAAAAUGGUCUGUUAUUGUUGGACAAUGGAAAAAUGCAACUACUAAAGAACAAAAAUGGGUUAAAAAACAUUUGAGUGUAUUAAACCCAAAUGUCCGAGCAAGAAUGUGGGAAUGUUUUACUCAUGCUACAUCAACAAAAGCUGUUCAUGAAGAAUAUUUAAAAUCCUUUUCAGAAGGAAGUAAACGAAUUAGUCCAGAAAUAUUAAAAGAAAUUAGGAUGAAUCUUAAUGUUUUUAAUGACCAUAGAGUAUUUAUUGAAGGAAGAGGAAAAUAUAAAUUAGAAAGAUUAGUUGUUUCUUACUUAUAUGAUGAGACUAUUGGAGAUGAAUCAGUAGAAUUAAGUGAUGAAGAAAGAAAUAAAAAAAUCAAAAGUGUAGUUACACCAUCACUCUGUAAAAUUGGUGGGUUGUUGUUAUGUGUUGUUGGUGAGGAUGUAGCAUUUUCAUUAUUAAGACAAUUAAGAAGUGAUAAAUAUUCCAUUGGUAACUUCUUAGAUAUUGAAAUGCCAGAAACAUUAUUUAUUUUUCCUCGUUUAUUUAAAAUAGAAAUAGCAAUAUUAUAUGAUAAAUUAAGUGCAAUAGGAUUUGAACUUAACUAUUUUAUUACUUGGUUUGCUGAUUUAUUUAUUGAUGUUUUUCCUGUUAGGUUAGUUAUACGUAUUUGGGAUUAUUAUUUGUAUGAAGGAAAAGAUGUUUUAUAUAUUAUCGCAAUUAAUUAUUUGAAGUACUUAAAAAGUGAUUUAAUGAAAGUUACCUCUGCUGAUGAAGCUUAUGCAUUAAUAGAAACUGUUUCAAAUAAAUUAUCUGAUUCUUUUAUCACUUCUUUACUGAAAGAAAAAAUUGAAAAGUCAACAUUACAAACUAUUCGAUCUAAUUUCAAAAAUCAUUGUUAUUUCAAAGCUCAAAAUCAAAAAAUUAUAACAAUUUAA
This is a messenger RNA of Entamoeba dispar SAW760, 1545 nucleotides long. Its product is annotated as ankyrin repeat-containing protein, putative. The record is from RefSeq and is a predicted model, not a curated record. Gene Ontology annotation, molecular function: protein binding. The coding region runs from base 1 to 1545 and encodes 514 amino acids. NCBI's taxonomy places the organism in Eukaryota, Evosea, Mastigamoebida, Endamoebidae. The transcript has 2 exons.